UGCGCGGCCGCCCGGCCCGGCGGGAGGCGGGGGGAUUUCCAAGCGCCGGCGGCUCGCCGCUUCCUCUCCUUGUUUUGCUUUCGAUCUGGACCUUUCGCAGCCGAGGCGGAGGGAGUAACUUUUAGUUUUGCUCCCGCGAUUAUUCAGCGCCUGUUUUCAUUUCCAUUUCGCGUCCCCUGGCAACGGCGGUAACCUUGAGGAAUUAUAUAAGUGCCGCGAAGACGCGCUGGAAAGAGAUGUUGUUGACGUACGGCUGCCAAAAAACCACUGCAUUUUAGCAUCAUUAUGGUCUGUGCUGUCCCAAGGCAGAAGGGUCUGGGAGUGCGUUCUGAAAACGUCAGGCUUUAUUUUCUUCAGCUCGUGGUCAUUGAAGAGCACAGGAUAAACAGAUCUUGGAAGCCACUCCUCCCUUCUCACAAGCCAAACUGCUCUUCUGCUUAGCGCUGAGGAAUUUGAAAAGGUGCAGGUGAUGGAUGUGAAGAUCAAAGGUGACAAGAAUAGCAGAGCAGAGAAGUUAAGAAUGAUGCAGAGAAUGCAGUUGUGAAGAACAAAGGAGAGAGGAAGGAGCUGAGCCUGGUGUAGUGGGGGAGAGAAGAAGCAGCCCAAAUCUCCUUCCAGCGCAGGUAACAAUGCCUGUCGAAAGAAUGCGGAUGCGCCCGUGGCUGGAAGAACAAAUAAAUUCUAACACAAUACCAGGGCUGAAAUGGCUAAAUAAGGAGAAGAAGAUUUUUCAAAUUCCCUGGAUGCAUGCUGCAAGACAUGGGUGGGAUGUUGAAAAAGAUGCUCCCUUAUUUAGAAACUGGGCAAUUCACACAGGAAAAUACCAGUCAGGAGUAGAUAAACCCGACCCAAAGACAUGGAAGGCAAACUUCCGGUGUGCUAUGAACUCUCUGCCUGAUAUAGAAGAAGUGAAGGACAAAAGUAUAAAGAAAGGAAACAAUGCCUUCAGGGUGUACCGGAUGCUGCCAUUAUCUGAAAGACCUUCCAAAAAAGGAAAAAAAACGAAGUCUGAGAAGGAUGACAAGUUCAAACAAAUUAAGCAAGAGCCAGUUGAAUCAUCUUUUGGGAUUAAUGGGCUAAAUGAUGUUACUUCUGACUAUUUCCUGUCCUCCAGUAUAAAAAAUGAAGUUGACAGUACAGUGAACAUUGUAGUUGUAGGACAGCCGCACCUUGAUGGCAGCAGCGAGGAGCAGGUGAUAGUUGCCAAUCCUCCAGAUGUUUGCCAGGUGGUAGAGGUGACAACAGAAAGUGAUGAACAGCCUCUCAGCAUGAGCCAGUUGUACCCCCUACAGAUCUCCCCUGUCUCAUCCUAUGCAGAAAGUGAAACGACCGACAGUGUUCCAAGCGAUGAAGAAAAUGCAGAGGGACGACUUCAUUGGCAGAAGAAAAACAUUGAAGGCAAACAAUAUCUCAGCAAUCUGGGAAUGCGGAACACUUCUCAUAUGCUUCCCAGCAUGGCUACUUUUGUAGCCAACAAGCCUGACCUCCAGGUCACCAUCAAAGAAGAAAGCUGCCCGCUGCCUUACAACAGCUCCUGGCCACCUUUCCCAGACAUCCCUCUGCCACAAGUAAUGUCCACAGCCUCCACUAGCAGCAGCCGGCCAGACCGCGAGACACGGGCUAGCGUCAUCAAGAAAACGUCAGACAUCACCCAGUCGAGAGUCAAGAGCUGCUAAGCUUUGACAGUGUGUUUUUUAGCUUUGUUUUGUUUGGUUUUGUAUUUUACGUUUCUCUAGGAGAGGUUCAUCCCUUGACGCACAUUAGACAAAUCUAAGGUAAAGAAAGCCUUGGCAAUAUAAAACAUUGCUGUGUCUGACUCCAGUGCCGGAGUGUUUUUAACUCAGGACUCCAGCCGUCAGUGUGUACAUCUGAACCCAAGGUGGACUUGCAGGGUUGCUACGUAGGAAAAUAAAACAAGAACUUUGGCCCACUUGCAGGUUCCAGUGUUUCAUAAGAGGACCAACUGACCACAAGGGAAGUGGUGCUGCUGCGCUUAUUGCUGUCAAGGCUGUGAUGGAACUGAAAGCCUCAGAAUGGAAGAGAAAAUGUGAACUAGCUGGAAUAUUUUUAAAUAAGAAAAAAUCUAUUGUGAAUAUUGUACAUAGUGCAGUACUAGCAACGUUGCAGUCUGCUUCUGCACCUUAUUAAGAAAGCACUUACAAAAGGCCUUUUAUUACCUUGCUCUACUUAAUGGCACAUUGAAGGUCCCUCCCCACCUGUAUUCUUUUCCAAGGCUAUUCUUGCUAAAGUGUCUCGAAAGAAUAGUGGAAAGGAAAGAAAGAUAAAACUUUCCUUGUGGAUUUCAUACAUUUUAAGACUGCUUUUCUCUUCUCGUGUUUGUUUUCUAAUCUGCUAUGCUUGAAUGCCGCGUGGUACAAUAGGGAAAAAAAAAACUAUUACAGAGAUGUUAUGCAAAUUCCCAGAUUUAAAAAAAAAGAAUACUCUAAUUCUAACCAGAGCAAGCUUUUUUAUUUUUUAUACAGGGGAAUAUUUUAUUCAAAAUAAAAUUCUAAAGUGAAUAUAAUUUUUUUUAAUCUUUUCUACAGCAAAUUUAUAAUUUUAAGAUUCAAUCCUUGGUUAUCAGCAGUUAUUACAUCCUUGUGGCACAUUUUUUUUUAAUUUUGUAAAGGUGAAAUAGCUUUUAUGAGCUCAUGUAGCAAUCAGAUUAUCCUGUGGAUUGAUAAUAAAUAUGGUAUAUAGUUAAAUUUUUAAUAA
Messenger RNA from Lagopus leucura (white-tailed ptarmigan), 2715 nucleotides. It is a transcript of the gene IRF2, whose product is annotated as interferon regulatory factor 2. Lineage: Eukaryota; Metazoa; Chordata; Aves; Galliformes; Phasianidae. Gene Ontology annotation, molecular function: RNA polymerase II cis-regulatory region sequence-specific DNA binding; DNA-binding transcription factor activity, RNA polymerase II-specific. The record is from RefSeq and is a predicted model, not a curated record. Bases 630 to 1676 code for a protein of 348 amino acids. Gene Ontology annotation, biological process: regulation of transcription by RNA polymerase II; immune system process. The transcript is spliced from 12 exons. Gene Ontology annotation, cellular component: nucleus.